Messenger RNA from Frankliniella occidentalis (western flower thrips), 538 nucleotides. RefSeq lists its product as uncharacterized. The record is from RefSeq and is a predicted model, not a curated record. The transcript is spliced from 3 exons. Lineage: Eukaryota; Metazoa; Arthropoda; Insecta; Thysanoptera; Thripidae. Bases 200 to 538 code for a protein of 112 amino acids.
GCUGUUUAUGUUGUGUGGCGUCCGGUGGUGAUGCAUACAUACGCCGCCGGUAAGACGUCAUCGGGCAGUCGUCCUGCUCCUGGCUCGACUGCCUGCCCGAGGCUGCCCUGUCCCUCGCAGACAGACAGUAGUAUGGGAGAGGGUAGAUGGUGGUGGAAAGGGACAGCUGAGGUCAGCCGAGGACAGCAAGGGGCGGUUAAUGCCUGUUCGCAUGCCGACUGGGGGCUGUCCGCAGGGCUGUCCGCAGGGCUGUCCGCAGGGCUGUCCGUCCGCGGCAGGGCGGUUCUCGAGGUCGCGGAUCUACGCGAUGCCGGUCAACAACCCCGGCGGGUCCGGCUCCGGGCAGCAGCAGCCGGCCGGCCAGCCCGCGGGCCGCGCCACCUUCCGGCCGCCGUGGGUCAAGCAGGGCCCGCAGCCCAUCCCCAUGCCCGCGGCACCGUGGACGGGGCGGGUGAGUACCGCGGGCUUCGGCGCUGGCGGGGAGGAGCAGGGCGCCCUGGACGUAGGCAACAGCCCGGUGCAGGAGGCGCGCCUGUGA